Messenger RNA from Echinostoma caproni, 900 nucleotides. The record is from the annotation of a GenBank genome assembly. NCBI's taxonomy places the organism in Eukaryota, Metazoa, Platyhelminthes, Trematoda, Plagiorchiida, Echinostomatidae.
AUGGGUCUAGUAAAGCUUGUGAAGAACAAAUCAUACUUCAAGCGUUAUCAGGUUAAAUUCCGCAGGAGGCGAGAGGGCAAAACCGAUUACUUCGCUCGGAAGCGCCUCAUUUGGCAAGAUAAAAAUAAGUACAACACUCCAAAGUAUCGACUUGUUGUGCGUUUUACAAACAAGGAUAUUAUAUGUCAGAUAAUUUAUGCUCGCAUUAAUGGGGACCGGGUGAUGUGCACAGCGUAUGCUCAUGAGCUGCCGCGGUACGGUGUCAAGGUUGGCUUGACCAACUAUGCUGCUGCCUAUUGUACUGGCCUGUUGGUCGCUAGACGUCUACUGAGGCAGCUAAAGCUGGAUGGAUUGUACGCCGGCACAGAAACUGUUGAUGGUAGUGAGUACCAUGUGGAGUCUAUCGAGGGCGAAAAGGGAGCUUUCCGCUGCUACCUCGAUGUUGGUCUCGCAAGGACCACCUCCGGGGCCAAUAUAUUCGGUGCUUUGAAGGGUGCCGUGGAUGGUGGGUUGUCUAUCCCUCAUGGAACCAAUCGUUUUCCUGGUUACGAUGCGGAAGCCAAAGAAUACAAACCCGAGGGACAUCGGGCGCGUAUCAUGGGUCAACAUGUUGCGGAAUACAUGCGACAUCUGCAGACUGAGGAUGAAGAAGCAUACAAGCGACAAUUCUCUGCUUACAUCAAAGCUGGUGUUACCGCUGAUAACAUUGAGAGCAUGUAUACCAAAGCUCAUGAAGCCAUCCGAGCAGAUCCGUCUCCACAACCGCACAAGGAAAAGGAUGUGAAGCACAAGUCCUUCAAACGUCAGAAAAUGUCUCUAAAGCAACGCAAAGAACGUGUGCGUUCAAAGAAGGCUCACUAUUUGGCUCAAUUGAAGAACGAGCUUACCGCCGCAGAGUGA